Molecule: messenger RNA, 822 nt
Organism: Phycomyces blakesleeanus NRRL 1555(-)
Lineage: Eukaryota; Fungi; Mucoromycota; Mucoromycetes; Mucorales; Phycomycetaceae
Product: Homeodomain-like DNA binding domain-containing transcription factor
Exons: 3
Coding region: 1-822 (273 amino acids)
Molecular function (GO): nucleic acid binding
Source: RefSeq, a predicted model, not a curated record
AUGUCAUCAAGAAAUAAAAGAACCAGAAGCCCUUCAAAAAGAUGUGAAUUGUCAGAGUUUGAGCAUGGUGGCAUUAUUUGGCUAUAUAAAACCAAAAAUACUCCAACUGAGAUCGCAAACCACAUAGGUAUCCCUAGAGCAACAAUCAACAUCACUAUCAAACGUUGGGAAGAAACUGGUACUACAAAACCAAAGACCAGACCUGGGAGACCUAAGAAACUUAGUGUCACGGAUGUUACAAGCCUUUGCUUAAGCGUGAGAUGUAACCCUUUUGAGAGUUAUGCAUAUCAUCAAAGGAAUAUGGCAGCUGCAGGUGUCAUCAUCUGUAGAGACACAGUUAUCCAAUAUCUUAAGGCCAAAGGCUUUGGUUCUUACACCCCUGUUUCUAAGUCAAACUUAAUCUGUGAACAGAAGAAGAAUCGGUUGUGUUGGGUCAAAGCUAGAGCCAGCUUUGGGAUUGAGGACUGGAGUAGGGUGUGGAAAAACCGUUGGGAAAUUAAAUGUUUUGACUACUGGCCAUCACAAAGUCCAGAUUUGAACCCCAUUGAGCGCGUCUGGCAUGCUCUAAAAGCCAAUGUUGAAGAGCUCAAGGCUUGUAUUCUUCAGAAAUGGGAGAGACUUGAUCCAGGACUUCUUUGUACUCUUGUAGCAAGUAUGCUGGAUAGAGUUCAAGCAGUUAUAAAAGCUUGUGUUUAUUUGAGACUAGAAAUCAAGGAAUCUGACUGUUAUUUAUUCGGCACAAGUGUAGAUCUACCUUAUAAUAUCAGGAACCGAUCUGGACAGAGACAAGGACAGAGAAAACAGAGAGAGAAAUAUAGAUAG